Messenger RNA from Lolium perenne, 2904 nucleotides. RefSeq lists its product as uncharacterized. NCBI's taxonomy places the organism in Eukaryota, Viridiplantae, Streptophyta, Magnoliopsida, Poales, Poaceae. The record is from RefSeq and is a predicted model, not a curated record. Gene Ontology annotation, molecular function: zinc ion binding.
CACCCAAAUCUCUCGGAUUAACUGGUUUGACAGGCAGACUAACGCUACCGAGAAAGCGGUUAUGGUCUGCUUUGUCACUCCCUGAGCCGACCAAACCAGCGCCUGUGCCCCAAAUCGCAAUCAGCCGCCGCCGCCGCCGCCGCCGCCGAUGCAUCCGGCGUCCGCCGAGGUAACCACUGGUGGAUAUUGACGACCAGCGGUUGGGAGGCCGAGUCCGGCGUCUGGCUCGAGAAGGACUCCGCUGGGAAGCUCAGGCGGCGAGCGGCAACCGCAGGUGCACAACGGCCAGCUUCUCUCCUGCUAGUUCCAAAGCAGCUGCGCGUGGGCGGCACACCCGGAUGCAACGAAUCCACCCUACUGCACAACUGCGCUUUCUUGCUUCGGGCGGGAAUCGGUUCGUUCUCUGUUCGAUUUCCCCCAAGGCCCCAACUAGCAGCUGCUCCUCAGUCUCAAACCCUCGUCCUUAUUCAGUGUAUCGUCCAUGGGGCGCAAGAUCCAGGGCCCUCAAAAUUAUGAAAUAAAGUACGCAUGCUCACCAGGACAUGUUCGGAAAUAUUUGAAGCAACUUAGUCCUCAGCAGAAAGAUUAUGUCAGAAAAAUCGGGUUUGGGAGCUUCCUGUCCAUGGCAGAUUUUGAGUUAGAUAACGGUCUUACCCUAUGGUUAUUUCAACGGUUUGAUUGUAUAACAGAGUGUCUUGAAUUUGAGGGUGGCAUAUCAAUUCCGGUGAGGCCUCUUGUGAAAAGUGUGCUUGGAAUCCCUUCGGGGCCGCUUAAAGUUGUUGAGUGUUCACGUUCAUAUUUUGACCCUGCUGUGUACCAUCGUUAUUACGUUGGCAAUGUUGAUUCAAGAUGUCGAAGAGACACUAUUGAAAAGGCGAGUAAGUCCAUGCACAAAGCUGGGGAACAGAUCUGCUCUGAAACUGAGGAGAAACAUUUCUGCAUAGCUUUCAUGAUGGCGAUUAUAGCGCUGUAUCUAGCACCAAAUAAAAUUUCGUAUACAUGCAAGCCCUUUUUUGGAGCUGUUCAACAGGUUGAUAAGCUCACUCAGAUGGAUUGGUGCGAUUUUACUGCUACCUACCUCUUUGAAGGAAUCAGGGAAUUCAAAGAAGAUAAUUGGCCACGCAUCAAAGUAAAGGGCUGUGUCCACAUACUAAGUGUCAUAUUCAUUGAUUUGGUAAAAAACGCUGCAUUAAAAAUACCAGGAGGUUUUCCACGAAUUUGCUUUGUCACUACUCUACAUCAAAGUUUGGUAAAUUCGUGUUAUCCUCAGGUGCAUCGCCUAGAAGAAUCGGUUUAUGCUUCUGUCCUUGAUAAAAUACCAAAAAUUCGCUUCACAUUUGUUAAUCGAAAAAGAUAUUUCGUUGAACACCAAAAGUAUCAGUCUAUAAGAAUAGGCAGAAAAUGUGCUGACUCUGAUGCAAAUACUGAUGCUGGAGCUUAUCAGUUCGGUAAAACUGUGGAAGAUACCACAUGCAACAGUACCAAGUUGAUGGAAACACACCAGAGGUACCGAUCAGUUUUGUACUACUCACGAGCCACAAGAUCUCAUAAGGAGCCAGAAGAUCCUCUCGAGUAUGGCAGAUCUAUUCUUGGGGCAUCUCAGAAGAAGCAUCCCGUUUCAGCAGAGCUUGACACUGCCAUAUCAUCUCCUAAUACAUUAAGCUUGGCCAUUGUUGAACCUCCUGAAUUGGACACCUCAACUCCGUCAGCAGAACCUGCAUCUCACGAAGACAGUCACACCAGACAGGAAAGUUUGAUUACCGCCGCUAAUGCUGAUAGUACACAUCAUCACUCCGUGGAGCAAGAACACAUAAAUUUUCCGAGUGAUGGCCAGCAAUUGCGGUCCAACGGGCCUUCUUCUGAAUCUUAUGCUGCCCAAAAUGCCGAGGGGGUGCAAAUUGCUCUGGACGUCUCCCUAAGAAGGAACAGGGCUUCUUCGUCAACGAUGGAAGAGGGUGAUCGGAGAGCGAAGAAGGCAAGGGCGGAGCAACCGAGUGACCAAGUAGAGCCAGCUGGAGGAGGUGCCAUUGUGGACACGAGUUUACUCAACUGCCCCCUCUGCUCCCGUCCCUUCAAACCUCCUGUCUUACAGUGCAAAGGUGGGCACUUGGCUUGCGGCUCCUGCAUUACCGAGCUCCCUGGCAUCCAGUGCCAGAAGUGCGAGCAUGGCGGCGCCUUUGACAUCCACAACAUCAUGAUGGACACCAUCGUCUUGUCUGCCAAGGUCAAGUGCUCGCAUGCCGACUGCCAGAGCUAUGUCAUCUACCAUGAGCUUCAUCACCACGAGAGUACAUGCCCGUGUGCUCCCUGUUUCUGCACCGAGCCUGGCUGCGGCUUUGUUGGACUUCCGUUGGCGCUCCUCAGCCACCUCACAACUCAACACUCCUGGCCCAUGCACAGCAUCGAGUAUGGCAAGGAACUCCGGCUUCAGGUGCCGGUGUUGGAGCCACGGCAUCUGCUCCUUGGGGAGGAGGAUGAUUGUGUGUUCCUCUUGGUCGUGGGAGCUGUUGGCCAGAGCACGGCCACCUCCGUGUCCGCGGUGCGCCUAGGAGCAUGCCCGGCCCUGCAACCACGAUACAUGCUCAAUAUUUUGGCAUACUUGCCACCGGCGGUGGCGAGCCGCAGGGCGCACAUGCUCCUGCUGGACAUGGAUGUGGAGAGCAGCACUAGGCCUGGCGAGGUCGCUGUGGAGGAGCUGCCAUCUUACUUGAUGGUGCCGCCAACGUAUCUGGUUGGGGCUGGGGCCUCCAAAGAGGUGUCUCUCAACAUUCGGAUCGAUAAGAUUAUAUCCUGACCUCAUAAUGAUGAUUCUAUUGUGCCUUCUUAAUUGAUGUAGAAUUUGUUGGAACUGGAGUAGCAUGUCGUUGCUAAGAAAUGAGUAUUUGUUUCAGGUAGUACUUCAAA